AUGGCAGAAGAAAACAACACGAAAUCUUUGUCGGAAGCCAAGUCGGCGACGGUAUCUACUGGGUAUGCUUUCUGGACGUCAGGGAAGCCAAAGCAGCCAAAUGAGCCUAAUUGGUCAUACAAUAUGCGAGAAUUGUUGACUGUAAAAAAGUUUUCAGACUUGCAAAUUGACCAAGAAAAAUCUGAGCUGAAAAAGGGCCUGACUGCUCUAGACUUGAUAAUGAUUGGUAUCGGGGGAAUUAUCGGGUCGGGUAUCUUCGUUUUAACAGGUCAAGCGGCUGCCACGAGAGCUGGCCCAGCAGUUGUUAUAUCUUUUUUAAUAUCGGGCAUUGCAGCUAGUUUUGCUGCUUUGUCAUACUCAGAAAUGGUAUCGAUGAUACCCAUAGCUGGCUCGGCUUACACCUAUUCAUAUGCUACAAUGGGUGAAUUAGUGGCAUGGAUUAUUGGAUGGGAUUUGAUUUUGGAAUAUGCCGUUGCUAGUGCGGCUGUUGCUGUUGGCUGGUCAGCAUAUUUUACGAGAUUGUUUGAAGACGCCUUCAAUGUGGAAUUUAGUACAUCAUGGACAACUGCACCAUUCCAUUUUUCUACGGAUACACAUAAGUUUACACUUGUAGAAGGAGCGUACUUCAAUGUGCUCGCCUUCCUGAUUAUCAUUGUUCUGACCGCUAUCUUAACGAUUGGGAUCAAAGAAUCGUCGAGGGUUAAUACAAUAAUCGUGGCUCUUAAAGUUUUCGUGGUGCUUUUAUUCAUUUUAGUUGGGGCUCAUUAUGUUGAUCCAGGAAACUAUAAACCUUUUGUCCCACCUAAUAAAUCCGGCCGAUGGGACGAUUUUGGUGUCAGUGGAAUUUUCUCGGCCGCUUCAAUUGUAUUUUUCGCUUAUAUAGGGUUCGAUGCAGUUACCACAACUGCCCAGGAAUCCCGCAAUCCCCCUCGAGAUAUGCCAAUAGGUAUUAUUGGAAGUUUGCUGAUAUGUUCCAUAUUAUAUGUCGCAGUUUGCUUAGUAUUGACCGGACUUGUUCCCUACACAGAAUUGGAUAAUGCCGCGCCAAUUGCUGUAGCCGUCGGUAAACUUAACAUGAAGUGGCUUAUUAUUAUUAUUGAUUUGGGCGCUUUGGCAGGAUUAACUUCUGUCAUUCUAUGCAUGUUAAUGGGUCAGCCUCGAAUUUUCUAUGCGAUGGCAAACGAUGGACUCCUUCCUCCAAUUGCUGCAAAAGUACAUCCACGCUUUAAAACACCAUACGUCACCACUAUAAUUACAGGACUUUUUGUUUCUAUUCUCGCUGCAUUGCUUCCAAUUGAUGUCUUGGCUGAAUUGACGUCUGUUGGCACAUUAUUCGCCUUUUUCCUCGUGAAUAUCGGCGUGAUGAUUUUAAGGAUAACAGCGCCAGACAUACCACGGCCAUUUAAAGUUCCUGGAGGACCAUACUUUGUUCCGAUCGUUGGUGCUCUCUUCAGUAUAUUACUCUUGAUAACUUCAACGGCGGCUAGUAUUGAACGACUUUUUAUUUGGAUGGCAAUAGGACUGCUAAUUUAUAUCUUUUAUGGAAGGACUCAUUCGAAAUUACGACGUACGAGAAACAAUGAAAAUAUCACAGAUUUGGCGGAAGUUAAUAAUAGCAAUGAAGACUCGAGUGAACUAUUAAAAAAGUCGGUCAAUAAUUCAAUAGCAUAA
Molecule: messenger RNA, 1671 nt
Organism: Ambispora leptoticha
Lineage: Eukaryota; Fungi; Glomeromycota; Glomeromycetes; Archaeosporales; Ambisporaceae
Source: the annotation of a GenBank genome assembly